Messenger RNA from Blumeria graminis f. sp. triticale, 1053 nucleotides. NCBI's taxonomy places the organism in Eukaryota, Fungi, Ascomycota, Leotiomycetes, Helotiales, Erysiphaceae. The record is from the annotation of a GenBank genome assembly.
CAAUUAGAGGUUCCAUGCUCAUCAGCGAACAUCGGCCCUGGAUUUGAUGUUAUCGGCCUAGCACUUUCCAUUUGGCUUGAAAUCCAGGUCGAAGUUACUCCUGAAGCACCAUCCUCUUCACCUCCACCGCCACUCGACUGUUUGGUAACCUAUGAGGGCGAAGGAGCAGGAAAUAUUCCUUUAACCGCCGAUGCAAACCUAAUCACUCGAACAGCACUAUACGUUCUACGGUGUCACGGGCAAAGAUCAUUUCCCGUUGGUACUAAAGUCCACAUCAAGAACCAAAUACCACUUGGACGAGGACUAGGAUCCUCCGGGGCGGCAGUGGUAGCCGGGGUAGUACUAGGCAAUGAAGUAGGAAAGUUAGGAUUGACCAAGGCGCGGAUGUUAGAUUACUGCCUUAUGAUCGAGCGCCAUCCAGAUAAUGUAGCCGCAGCACUCUACGGAGGUUUCGUAGGAACCUACCUGAAUGAUCUCUCUCCCGCCGACAUUUCUCGCAAAGAGAUUCCUCUUUCCGAGGUACUCCCAGCUCCUGCUGGGGGUAUUGAUACGGGUAUAAAGCCAUCUGAGCCUCCACUAAAUAUCGGUAAUUGCAUGAAGUUUGCAUGGGCAACAGAACUCAAAGCUAUUGUUAUAAUCCCCAACUUUGAAGUCGCUACCGCCGAGGCUAGACGAGUGCUUCCUCCCCAAUAUUCACGAGCAGACGUUGUCUUUAACCUACAGAGGAUAGCACUCUUGCCGAGUGCUCUGGGGAAGAGUCCGCCAGACGCUGAGCAGAUUUAUUUAGCUAUGCAAGACAAGGUGCAUCAGCCAUACAGAAAAGAGCUGAUUCCUGGUUUACCGGAAAUAUUAGCAAGUGUAACUCCAAAAAGCUAUCCUGGGCUAUGUGGGAUAUGUUUGAGUGGAGCGGGGCCUACGAUUCUAGCACUCGCAACCGAGAACUUUGAAGCAAUCGCGAGGGCAAUACUUCUCAUAUUUGAGAAACAAGGAAUUAAGUGUGAGUGGAGGAACCUUGAGCCAGCUACUGACGGCACAACUGUAGUGCAUAGCUAA